GGGCUGCCGGCGCGGGCCGCCUGGGCGCUGCAGGAGCUGCCGUCCCUGGCCGUGCCGCUCUGGGUGUGCACCCGCACGGCUGCCGAGCGCCUCCGGCACGCGCCCAACCGCGUCCUCCUGGCCAUGUUCCUCGUCCAUUACGCGCAAAGGUCCUUGAUCUUCCCAUUUCUGAUCCGAGGAGGAAAGACAAUGCCCCUGUACACAUGCGUGUUGGCGUUCAUGUUCUGUACGUAUAACGGCUACUUGCAAAGCAGGUACCUGAGUCAGUAUGCGGUGUAUGCGGACGGCUGGGUCACUGACCCCCGAUUUCUAGCAGGCUGCUGCAUGUGGUUGCUAGGCAUGCUGGUCAACAUCCAUUCAGACCACAUCCUGAGGAAUCUCCGGAAACCAGGCGAGACCGGAUAUAAAAUUCCACGGGGAGGCUUCUUUGAGUACGUGACCGCAGCCAACUACUUCGGGGAGGUGGUGGAGUGGUGCGGCUUCGGCCUGGCCAGCUGGUCCGUGCAGGGCGGGGCCUUCGCAGGCUUCACCUUCUGCAAUCUACUCUCCCGAGCGCAGCACCACCACCAGUGGUACCUUGAGAAAUUUGAAGAUUAUCCGAAGUUCAGGAAAAUUAUAAUCCCAUUUUUGUUUUAAGAGUGUCGUCAGUGGAAUGGUCUUGGACUUGAAGUGUUUCCAUCAUGAUUCUCUCAGGGCUGCAUAAAUGAACCACUCUUCUGUCAUUCUGCUCCUUCACUGUUUCCAAGAUUUGCUCUAUGCGUGUUUUCCUGGUGAAUGUUGCCGAAUAGCAAGCUAAUGAGACUGCAGCCCAGGCCGAAGAAGUGGGCGCACACCGGGCCGAGGGUCCGCACCUUGGGGCCGUUCCAGCCAGCCGUUUCCCUGAUUCUGGGGUCUCCUCUUUUCGCUGCAUCUAAGACCAGGAAUACGAGCUGUCUAUGAUGGCCUCCAUGGACUGAGACGUGUCACCGCCCCUUGUACUCCCCAUUCCAACCGUCAGUUCAAGGCCAAAGAUGAUGUUGCCCCUCCCCUGAUACCAGCAGGGCAGUCUCCCUGGUCCCACUCACCCCACUGGCUCAGGGAGGCCCCAGGGAAACGCCCAGGCUCUCCCCUCCAGUGUGUGCAACAGAGAACACGGGGGCAGAGAAGGGAGACUCGGGGUGCAGCUGAGGCCUCUGGCACCUGCUGCAGCCUGGCCUCCCAGGUGACCCCACUGCAGAGGGGGUGCUGGGUUAGCUCCUGUAAGGGGUGAGGCACUCUGUCCCCCCUGGGGGAGGGGACCCCACUGCAGAGGGGGUGCUGGGUGCGCCCCUGUAAGGGGUCAGGGGCUCUGUCCCCCACGGGGAGGGGACCCCGCUGCAGAGGGGGUGCUGGGUGCGCUCCUGUAAGGGGUCAGGGACUCUGUCCCCCGCGGGGAGGGGACCCCGCUGCAGAGGGGGUGCUGGGUGCGCUCCUGUAAGGGGUCAGGGACUCUGUCCCCCCACGGGGAGGAGACCCCGCUGCAGAGGGUGUGCUGGGUGCGCUCCUGUAAGGGGUCAGGGGCUCUGUCCCUGCAGGGAGGAUUCUUUGGCGUCCCUGGUGGGGCAGGGAGUCCCCUGUGCCCAUCACCACAGGCAUCAGUAGUCUCUGGUUUGAGAUGCUUUCUCUUCCUUCCAGGUAGAUCUACCCGGCUGUAAAGCACUAUUUUCCCAGUAUCCUCAGUGCUCCAAGCCGGUAUCUCUAAGCAGAAGGUCUUUCUCCAAAUGCACUUGAGAGGCCCAUGGAGAUAAAUCACAGGAAUGAAAUUCACCACGUAUUGGGGCUAGGAGGCUGUCAAGUCUCUGGGCCGCUCUCUGAAGCUGACGGGACACAUGGCAGAGGUCCCCUUCUGGCCAGGGACGGCACUGCCAGGGCCACCACAGUUGCAGGGCCAGAAUCUGCAGGCAUAGGGGAGGAGAGGGGGAGGCUGUUCUUUGUGAUCGGGGACCUGCUAGGUGGGUGGCUGGGGCGUUCAGUGCACACCCGGUCCUGGGCCCCCCCUGGGCUCCCGCACCCGCCUCCAGCUGACCUUCCAGCUACGGUCUCGCUCCCUCUCGAGGUUGUACGUAGAAGCUGUGCUCUCAGGGUUAGUGAUUUGGAGAGUCUCGUCUGGUUUCAGAAUUAACGUUCCCGACACAGCUACGCCGCAUUGUAACUGGGAACGGAACAUUCCGGAAGGAAAAUGUCAGUAUUCAGUGCUCUUCAUUCCUUCUCCUGACCCUUUCCCAAUUACUUGAAAACAUGAAGCAAUAAAUGUUUUGGCUCUCCUCUCCUCGGGAAAACUCAAAAGUCUGGGCAGGUCACGAUGGAUUUGGGCUGCCACGUUCUGGAAGGCGUACCCAGCUGGGAGAAGGAUGCCAGGCUGGGAAGCUCGCUGUGGUUUUCACUGUGUUAUGUGAACGGCCCGCGCCAGGGCUCGCUGGGGGGUAACGGGCUUUGAUGCCCACGCAGGGUGGAUCAUUAACGGGAAGGAAGCCUCUUCUGUCUUGUCUCCCUGCCCUCCCUCCAUUUCCUAAACUGUCACUUAGCAGAUUGUCACCAGUUACUGUCCUAAUCAUAAUGAGGUUAAUAAAAUUACUUCAAGUCCGCUCA
Molecule: messenger RNA, 2607 nt
Organism: Suricata suricatta (meerkat)
Lineage: Eukaryota; Metazoa; Chordata; Mammalia; Carnivora; Herpestidae
Gene: SRD5A1
Product: steroid 5 alpha-reductase 1
Exons: 5
Biological process (GO): steroid biosynthetic process
Cellular component (GO): membrane
Molecular function (GO): 3-oxo-5-alpha-steroid 4-dehydrogenase activity
Source: RefSeq, a predicted model, not a curated record